AUGAGUCCGGCUCAGCCAGCCGGGGCUGGAGAGUUUGGCGUGCUGCCGUGUUUGGUGGGGAACAGGGUUGGCCUCGCACUGGCUCCCGCCCUGUGGCUAAGGCCUGGCCUGCGCUGCCCAGCCAGGUUGCCCUACCGGCUCGGCUCGCAGCUUGGGGAACGGGCCCGCCCGCUUUACCAGCUACAGGCUGUUUUUGGGGUAGCUGCAGCCCUGCUGGCCCCUGGGCAUGAGGGAGCCAAGGUGGGCGAGGUCAACACUCCCCCCUCCCUGCUGCGCCGCACAAACAAAGCCUUUUAUGGCAUCGAGAAAGGUUCUGGCUGUCUGCAUCAGACAGACAGUGACGCUAACCCAGGAUCAGGAGCAAACACUGUUCCCCUCUGCAGCGGGGCCCCAGGGCUGGGUCAGAAAGCGCUGCCCAAGUGUCCCCCUGCCCUCGCCAAGCUCCCGGCGGGCGAGGGACUGGGCAGCUGGGAGUCCCCCCCCAGUGCCACAUGGUCCCGGUGCAAUGUCUCCCUGGGCUGGACUGGGGCUGACCCCUUGUGCCCGGCUCUGUCUCCCCUGCAGAUCUUCACACGCCUGGGGAAGUGCUACACAUUCAAUGCAGGGGCGCCGGGCAACGAGCUCCUCACCACCGUCAAGGGUGGCUCCGGCAACGGGCUGGAGCUCAUGCUGAACAUCCAGCAAGACGAGUACCUGCCCGUCUGGGGAGAGAGCGAUGAGAUCUCCUAUGAAGCUGGGGUCAAGGUUCAGAUCCACAGCCAGGAGGAGCCACCCUUCAUCGACCAGCUGGGUUUCGGUGUGGCGCCCGGCUUCCAGACCUUCGUGUCCUGCCAGCAGCAGAGGCUGGUCUACCUCCCGCCCCCCUGGGGGGACUGCAAAUCCACCUCCAUUGAAUCCGACUUCUUCACCAGCUACAGCAUCACGGCCUGCCGCCUGGACUGUGAGACCCGCUACCUGGCCGAGAACUGCAACUGCCGCAUGGUGCACAUGCCCGGGAAUGCCAACGUGUGCACGCCAGAGCAGUACAAGGAGUGUGCCGACCCUGCCCUGGACUUCCUGGUGAAGAAGGACAGUGAGUUCUGUGUGUGCCGCACGCCCUGUGACAUGGUGCGCUACGGCAAGGAGCUCUCCAUGGUCAAGAUCCCCAGCAAGGCCUCAGCCAAGUACCUGGCCAAGAAGUACAACAAGAGCGAGCAGUACAUCUCGGACAAUGUGCUGGUGCUGGACAUUUUCUUUGAAGCCUUGAACUAUGAGACCAUCGAGCAGAAGAAAGCAUAUGAGGUGGCAGGGCUGCUGGGGGACAUCGGGGGCCAGAUGGGGCUGUUCAUCGGGGCCAGCAUCCUCACCAUCCUGGAGAUCUUCGACUACCUGUACGAGGUGUUUCGGGACAAACUCCUCAGCUUUUACAAGAACAAGAAGAGACCCCAGAGAAAUAACAGCGACAACCUGAGCACCUGUAACACCCUGCGCAGCCACUCGGACAGUCUCGGCUUCACCCCGAACAUGCUACCUCGGCACCCGGCUCUCGGCAACUUCGAGGAGUUUGCGUGCUGAGGGGGUGGCUGCGCCUUGCAGUCCCAGCCCACUGGCCUCUCGCCUCCAGCAAGACCUGAGCCGCUCUGGCCAGGCAGAUGCGGCUUGGCGGCACAGAGGGCACCAGGACAGCCCCUGGGAAGGAGACACCAGUGGUGGUGCAGUCCUGGGCUUCCACACACUAGGCUCUGUGGGGCCUUGGCCCAACUCAGCUCCCGGCCAGCUGUGGCUCCAAGCAUUCACCACUGGGCUUCCAUGCACAGCCCUCAACAGGGGAGCUCAUGCUCAGGCUUCCACCCUGCCCCGUCGGGGGUGGGGAUUGCUAUCCCCUGGGGUCAGCCCCUCUGCAGGCAGGGGGGUGCUGAGCCCAGCGCUGGAGUGCCCUGCCCUGGCCAUGAUCAUUCCAGCUGCCCCAGGGGUGGAAGCCAGCACCUUUGACAAGCCAUGGUGCCUGGCUGCCUCCCAGCCAGGGCACAGAGAACGGAGCCAGCUCUCCCCUCCCCGGAGGCCUCUACCCCCAUCACUGAGCUCGGCCCAGCCUCCCCCUGCCUGCAGCCCCACCCCAGGGAACCUCUCCCAGCUGUAUGAGAGCCACAGGGCUCCCCAGCCCCAGGGCACAGCACCCUCACAACUCCCUCAGGAUGGCUGGCCCCCAGGGAUGGGUGCAGCUUGCACUCCUGGUCUUCCCAGGCCCUGCAAUGGGGAGAGGCAGGGGGUGGCCCCUAGCCCCUGUGCUGGGGCACAUGGAGACUGGGAGGCCCCAGGGACCGACCAGGCCCUUUGUGCUAGUGACCCGUCUGAGAGUCCUGCUGGCCACGUAUCUGCAUGAGCUGCUUGCAGCACCCCCAUCACCUGCUCCCCUUGCCCAUCUGUGCCCCCUGCCUCCCCUCUUCCCUCCAGCGCAGAGACAGCUGCAGCUUGCACCUCUCCAGCCUAGCGCGGAUCCUGUGUAUCAUUAAAACCCACCUGGUGGUUCCGA
Messenger RNA from Dermochelys coriacea (leatherback sea turtle), 2512 nucleotides. RefSeq names its product acid sensing ion channel subunit 3 (gene ASIC3). Bases 1 to 1554 code for a protein of 517 amino acids. NCBI's taxonomy places the organism in Eukaryota, Metazoa, Chordata, Testudines, Dermochelyidae. The record is from RefSeq and is a predicted model, not a curated record. The transcript is spliced from 14 exons. Gene Ontology annotation, biological process: sodium ion transmembrane transport. Gene Ontology annotation, cellular component: membrane.